GUGAACACAUCUGGUUUCCAUGGUUACAUGUUUUGUCAGCCUAAGCAUGAUUAUCAUUCACAAUGUGUGUUAUGCAGGCUGACCAACAGGUUAUACAACAUCACGUGUAAAGCUAUGUAUGUGUUUAUGGGGAAGCCUGGCAGUGAGCAGUAGACUUAGAUAAAGAGAGGUGUGAAAUCCAAAACUGCACUUUUCUCUCUGAUAUAUGAUAACGUAACAUUAAGAAAGGUAUUAGUGGGGGGUGAAGUGACAUUCGGAGGGAAGGAAUGUCGCAAGAAGCAAAUCCCAAGCCUAAAUGUCCAACUCGGCCACCAGCUCCUGACCCCUCAAGGCUACGAAGAUUACGGCUUGCCAGGCUCGCCCACGCAGAAGCAGUACCAGCUAAAACAUGUAAUCAAUCACUGGAGACUCAAAACAUCCCUACAUACAUAGACGUGAUAUCUGACAAGUCCCCUGUUAAGGAGGAUGUAGCUCCUGCCAGGCAACCACCUCCAGUACCGAAAAGAUCGUUCCUCUCUCAGACCACAGAGACACAGGACUUAAAUGGUCAUGCUGAGACGUUAGACAUCAGAAAUACAGAUACCUCUUGGCAUAACGGGAACGAUGAGGAAACAGCGGACGGUCAAACAUCCAUCGAUGUUCUUCCCAAUGAGAGACGUCUCACAGAAGCAAAUCCCAAGCCUAAAUGUCCAACUCGGCCACCAGCUCCUGACCUCUUAAGGCUACAAAGAUUACGGCUUGCCAGGCUCGCCCACGCAGAAGCAGUACCAGCUGAAACAUGUAAUCAAUCACUGGAGACUCAAAACAUCCCUACAUACAUAGACGUGAUAUCUGACAAGUCCCCUGUUAAGGAGGAUGUAGCUCCUGCCAGGCAACCACCUCCAGUACCGAAAAGAUCGUUCCUCUCUCAGACCACAGAGACACAGGAUUUAAAUGGUCAUGCUGAGACGUUAGACAUCAGAAAUACAGAUACCUCUUGGCAUAACGGGAACGAUGAGGCAACAGUGGAUGGUGAAACAUACAUCGAUGUUCUUCCCAAUGAGAGACGUCUCACGAAUCAUGCCACACCUGUAAAUGCUGCUCCUCCUCGUCCUGUUGUUCCACCUCGCCUUUCACUGAUACGAUCAAGAAAACCCUUGCUCUGCCAGUCCCGCUCCUCUGAGCCUUUUCAACAUGUGUACGAAAGCAUUGAUGAAGUUCUGUCACAGGAUGAAGACGGCAGGAGAGGUUUACCCGCAGGCCUAGCAAGAAAAGGGUGUUUUACUACUUACCGCACAUGGAGUGAACGGUCUAGUGUGUAUGGAGACAGCAACGCAAGGGAGCUGGACAUCUUGUUAGAGUGGUGGAGAAGCAUAGGAGGGUUGGAGAACCUAUCAAUGGACUAUGACAAAGAGGAAACAAUAACAAAACCACUGAUCUCAGUGGCACAAAGGGUAAAAACGGCAAUGCGUCUGUAUGAGCUGCUUUUAGUUCAGCGUUGCACAGCCCUGCUGAACCAUAUCACUGAGCUCCACUGCACCGCAGACAAUCUUGUCAAAUCGAAUAAAAAGGCUCGUCUUGCCAAGCUCACAGGAGGCACGACGGGUGCGGUUGGUGGUGUUACUAUUGCAGCAGGCAUUGCUCUCGCCCCACUGACCUUAGGAGCCUCGUUGGUGGCAACCGGUGUCGGCAUCGGAAUUGUUGCUGCUGGAGGGGUGGCAGGAGCAUCAGCGACCUUUGGCAAAAAAGUGAAAGGGUCUCAGUUAAAGGACAAAGUGGAAAAAAUCAUAAACAACUACAAAUCCCAGAUCGAAGAUAUUCUAGCAUGCCUGAGGUUUAUUGAUAUAGGGAUGAAGCACCUCAGAAAGCAGGAUGACUCAAAGUUGAAGGAAAUGGGUGCUCAUUUGGAGAAAAUAGCCAGACUUGCUCAGGAAAUGGAAAACAUAAACUCCAUAGAUGCCAUUAAUGAGCAUUUUCACAUCCUGCAGGAUUUGGAUUCCUAUUUCAGUGAGGAGGACAAUCCAAGAACUAAGAAGGACUCUAAUAGCCAGCUUAUACAGAAAGUCCAGGAGGUGGCUGACAAAUUGAAAGAGUGCGUGGAUCAACUGAUACGGAUUAAAAACCUGUUUCUCUCAAUAGAUGAUAAUGUAUGA
Ictalurus furcatus (blue catfish) is the source of this 2132-nucleotide messenger RNA. RefSeq lists its product as uncharacterized. Bases 267 to 2132 code for a protein of 621 amino acids. Gene Ontology annotation, biological process: lipoprotein metabolic process; lipid transport. Gene Ontology annotation, molecular function: lipid binding. The transcript is spliced from 12 exons. The record is from RefSeq and is a predicted model, not a curated record. Gene Ontology annotation, cellular component: membrane; extracellular region. NCBI's taxonomy places the organism in Eukaryota, Metazoa, Chordata, Actinopteri, Siluriformes, Ictaluridae.